AUGUCAGCGAUUCCAGAUCGUUUUUCCACUCAGUUGGAGUUUCACCAUUCUCAAUAUGACGCAUACCAAUAUAUUCAACAUGCUCUUCAUAAGUACCCUCAAAACCUGUUUGAUGACUGA
This is a messenger RNA of Funneliformis geosporum, 120 nucleotides long. NCBI's taxonomy places the organism in Eukaryota, Fungi, Glomeromycota, Glomeromycetes, Glomerales, Glomeraceae. The record is from the annotation of a GenBank genome assembly.